Messenger RNA from Dovyalis caffra, 339 nucleotides. NCBI's taxonomy places the organism in Eukaryota, Viridiplantae, Streptophyta, Magnoliopsida, Malpighiales, Salicaceae. The record is from the annotation of a GenBank genome assembly.
AUGAUGAUGGUGGUGGAGCGGGAUACAUUACCUACGGGUAAUGUGGUUGUGGAAAUAGGAGAUGGCUAUGGUGGUGGUUUGGGGAGAUAUGGAGCUAGAGUUGAGUCUACAGUAGUAGGGGUGUUUAAUAGGGGUAUAGUCGUGGUUGCCAUGAGGUGGUUUGGUGGGAGUUAUGGUGUUCAAUGUGGAGAAGGAGUCAUGGUUGGUAGAGUCCCCGGUGGUGUGUUAGGGAGCGUAAACUGUUGUGAUUGGUUUGAAGGAGGGUCUGUAGUUAGGAUGGUGGCUAGCGUGUUCGGUUGGCGGUUGAGAGAGAUAAAGAGUGUACGGUGUUUGGCUUAG